Rotaria sp. Silwood2 is the source of this 516-nucleotide messenger RNA. The record is from the annotation of a GenBank genome assembly. Lineage: Eukaryota; Metazoa; Rotifera; Eurotatoria; Philodinida; Philodinidae.
AUGAUGAAUAUAUCUACACGUUGUCAAGGAGCUUUUAUUGGACAUGCUAUUGCAUCACAAUAUGAUCCAUCGACAUUAAUGGCAUUAAAUGUUAGUGAAAGUCUUCUUGAAUGUCAAAAAUUUGAUGGACCAGAUAUUUUAUCAAGACAUCUUUAUUUAUAUCAUACAAAAAAAUGUGAAAUUGGUGAAAUAACAAAAUUUAUUUAUCAGGAAUUAAUAAAACGUAAUGGUUCACAAUCGACUCUUACUCUUGAAAAUUUUCGUUUUGAUCAAUCAAUGAUUGAUGAAAUUGUUAAAUUAGCUGAUGAAAAAUUCGAUGGUCAUACAGCUGCUUGUAGCCCAGCACAACGUUCAUAUCCACUUGCUUUUUGUCAAUAUAUCUCAGAUGAUGAUUUAUUUGAUUUCACUAUGCUCGAAGCCAAAUUAACUCAUUAUAGUCCAAUUGCAGGUCAAGUAGCUGGUAUUAUAAAUCUNAACUUUUUCUUUCGCCGAAAAGUUCACCCCUGGUCCUCCUGA